AUGAGAGAAGAAGUCCUGGUCCGUUACUGGACAGAAAGACUGGGCCGAUUUGAAUUCAAGUGGAACACGGACAAGAGGAGAGGGACUUCCAGAGGAGAUCAUCCCAAACUAACCAGCACUACUUCGCCUUGGCCGUUACUCCGCGCACAAGCAUGCAGUUGUUUUCUGUUCGGGACAAAACCGCAGCGUAAGUGAUGUUUAUUCACCAAAUGCGUGUGGUUUUAUAAAUAAAGCGUUGUGUAUUAUGAAUAAAGCCCUACGUUCCGUCAAGCACUGUAAUGGCUUAUCAUACCAUGCUGUCCAAACUGUGCUGCUCAUGGAAAACUCUUUGUCCUCUGUAACAGGAGCAUUGGUUCAGUUGGGCAUAGCAGGGCACAUAACCCAAAUACUGGGUUUCAGCACCUCCAGAAUAUAG
This is a messenger RNA of Coregonus sp. 'balchen', 415 nucleotides long. The record is from the annotation of a GenBank genome assembly. Lineage: Eukaryota; Metazoa; Chordata; Actinopteri; Salmoniformes; Salmonidae.